AUGCGAAGUAAUGAUUAUCAUCGACUUCCUACUGAAUCUUCAUCUACAUCUAAUUUACACAAUAAUAAUAACGAAAGCGAUCUACCACUGAAUCCACCACAAUAUUAUGAAUUUGAAAAUGAAGAGGAUAAUGACAAUAACCAAAGAAACGACAAUCACCAACUACAUCAUCAUACAAUACACGAAUCAACUUCAACCCCAUCAAUCGAACAAUUUGAAAUAGAGGAGCCGGAAUUUGAAAGGCGUCAUGGUUUUAUAAAUAGAGCUCAAGCUAUAUCUCAUAAAUUUGCAAAUAAUUUUAAUAAUAGAGUUAUACAUCCUGUCACUAGGAUGAUUGAUCCUAUAUAUGAAGGAUAUAAAUAUGUUCAAAUGCAGUAUGAACGUCUGAUCUUGAAACUAGGUAAUCCUUUAGUAGUGAAAAGAUUAUUAUAUGUUUUAACUAUGAUGGUACUAGUAUUUGCAAUAUCAAAAUAUUCAGAAAACGGAUCAAUAAAAGGAGGGUCAGGUACUUUUGCAAAGGGAAGAUUUUAUGAAAUAGAUAGAUUAUCAGAUUCUGUCAAUCAAUUCAUAAAUCCUAAAAAUAUGAAAGAAAAUUUAGAAUAUUUUUCUUCAAUACCCCAUUUAACUGGUACAAAGGGUGAUUUAUUAUUUGCUAAAUAUAUUGAAAAACAUAUGAAAAGUAAUGGAUUACAUAAUGUUGAGUUAGAUGAAUUUCAAAGUUUUACAAAUUAUCCUACAACUCAAUCAUAUUUAAAAUUAAAAGAUGGAUCAUUUCAUGCAAAAUUAUACGAAAAAAAUAACAAAGAUAUGCAGAACUUGGCUUUUAAUCCGAAUUCUUUAAGCACAAUAGAAGAAAUAGAGGGAAACUAUGUGUACGUUAAUUACGGUAAAGAAGAAGAUUAUGCCAAAAUAAAUAACGUAAAUUUGGAAAAUAAAAUUGUAUUAAUAAAAUAUGGAGGUGAUAUACCUGAAUCGAACAAGGUUCUUAUUGCCCAAAAUCAUAAAGCCAAAGCAGUUGUUUUCAUAACACCAAAAUUCGAUGAUCAAGAUGAUGUGAUCCAAAAAAUAAAUGUGGGCCUUACUAGAUUCUCACCUGGUGAUAUUUUGACACCAGGAUGGUCAUCAGAUAAUGGAUUUGCCACUAGGUUAUCAUGGGAAAAAUCUAAAAGUACUCCUAAAAUACCUUCGAUACCAAUUUCAUGGAAAGAUGGACAAGAACUAAUAAAAAAAUUAAACAAUGGAUAUCAAUUUUCUGAUUUCACAAGUGGUAAUGGAGAUUCACCGAUACUUCAAUUCAAGAUUAGUAAUGUGAAUAAACCGGUACAUCCUUUAUGGAAUGUUGUUGGAUCAAUAGAAGGAAGAGAACAAAGUGAAAAGGGUAUAAUAAUUGGUUCUGCUAGAGAUUCAACAUGUGAUGGGACGAUGAGCAGUAAUACAGGAACUGUAGCAUUUUUGGAAUUGAUAAAAGUUUUGACAUCUUUACAAAGAAAAUUUCAAUGGAUACCGUCAAGAUCUAUAUUUUUUGUUUCAUUCGAUGCAACUGAAUAUAAUUUAGGUGGUUCAACAGAAUGGAUAGAGAACAGAAAAGAAACUUUAAGAAGAGAGGGAUAUUUAUAUAUUGAUAUGAGUGAUUUGGUAACUGGUGAUGAACUUUUUGUUAAUUCUCAUCCAAUUUUAAAAGAAACUGUCAAGAAUUCUUUAGCUAAAGUUAAAGUUGAUGGUGAUAAAACCAUGAAUGAUAUUUCACCUAAAAUUGUAGAUGAAUUUUCGGAUUAUGCUAAUUACAUUCCCUUUAUAAAUUUAGUCAAUAUUCCGUCAUUAGAAAUCAAAUUUAGAGGUAAAAAUUAUCCAAAAAAUUCAUGUUAUGAUUCAUUUGAAAGAUUUGAGAAAUCAAAUAUUGAUAAAUUAAUGUUAAAACAUUCCCAAUUGGUUGAACUAUUAUCUAGAAUAAUAAUUGAUUUUGUUGAAACACCAUUAAUUCCUUAUAAUUUUGUUGAAUUGGCAAAUCAAUUAAAAAUUUAUGAAAAUGAUUUAGAAAAAUAUGCAAAUUCCAUAAUAGAAAAUUUAAAAGUUAAACCAAUUUUACAUUAUGAUGGAUUAAAACGUUCUUUAAAUACUUUGAAAGAUGUUGGUGAGAAAUAUAAUGAAUGGGCUCGUGAAUGGCGAAACUUUAUCACACAAAGCGGAGGAUUGGAACCUCCUAUGUAUUCAGCAAUGAGAGGAAUGUGGAAUAAUAAUAUGAUUGAAUUUAAUAAUAGAUUUAUAAGUAGGAAUUUACAAUUCAAAAGAUCAGGAUAUAAGAAUUUUUUAUUUGGUAUACCAUUUUCAGCACCUUUGAAUUCAAAUGAAUAUAAUUGGGGAUCUUUCCCUUUUGUUAGGGAAUAUAUACAACAACAUGAUUUUAGUCUGGCACAAAAUGAAAUCGAUUUAUUAGCAUCAACUAUAGAGGAUGCUUCUAUGAAAUUUAUAACUUUAUAG
Lodderomyces pseudojiufengensis is the source of this 2478-nucleotide messenger RNA. Its product is annotated as putative zinc metalloprotease. The transcript has a single exon. NCBI's taxonomy places the organism in Eukaryota, Fungi, Ascomycota, Pichiomycetes, Serinales, Debaryomycetaceae. Gene Ontology annotation, molecular function: carboxypeptidase activity. The coding region runs from base 1 to 2478 and encodes 825 amino acids. The record is from RefSeq and is a predicted model, not a curated record.